Pomacea canaliculata is the source of this 2789-nucleotide messenger RNA. RefSeq lists its product as uncharacterized. The record is from RefSeq and is a predicted model, not a curated record. NCBI's taxonomy places the organism in Eukaryota, Metazoa, Mollusca, Gastropoda, Architaenioglossa, Ampullariidae.
UGUAUCAUUGGUGGGUGUGUGUAUUGUUGAAUGAAAGUGUUGGCAAAAUCUGACAUGUCAAACUGUCGGUGUCGUGACACAGCCACGGGCUGAUUAUCGCUGUUCUGAUGAGGAGGAAGUAUCGUCAGGUGACAUAGCGGUUUGAUACAGGACUGACAGAACAUAACUCGUCAAGCCCACACCUACCUGUAUUCCUACCUGUCGAGCGGAGGGACCGACGUUGCGUGACACAUUGUACAUUUGUCACAUAGGCGUUCACCCAUGUCAUCAUAAUGGAUGUUUGUGUUUAACUUGUCUCACCUUCAGAGACAAGAAUUUUAAAUCAGGAGAUAGCAGUCAGGAUGUAACUCCUAUCUGGAUAUGAAUCUCUCUUUCUGUGGGUCCGAGUGACUGUGUCAGUGUUUGUGUUCGAUUGGGAUGACAUCCGUCGACGGCGAUAAACAAAAUUAUGUGAUGUGAUGUGAUGUGAUGUCGCUUAACUGUGGAAAGUUUAAAACGACAUGUCACACAACUCUGUGUCACUUGAUGUACUACCCUGAUGCCAUGGAGCUCACACACACCGACACAAACACUCGUCCGGAAGGAAGACAUUUCUCUUUCUUUUGUCCGUCUGUGCCUGCAUUUUCAAAGGAGAACAAAUGAACUUGUGAGUUAUCUUAGUGGAUUUCCUGACUCAAACGUUUAAGAGUUUAAAAGCCCUCGUCAGGCUCAACAAGGAAAGAGGGACGAGGAAAACCCCACCAAGGCGAAGCACCCUCUGUCUCACUGUCUCGAGCUCUUCCCCCCAUCUUCCACGCUACCCACCCGUCUCCCACUUCUCCCCGAAUCAUGGACGACUACUCGGAAGAGCGAAGAAGCCUGCUGAGGUCCGCCAGUUCGCCUUCCCCGACUAAAUCCCUGGCUGACGAAAUCCGGGAAGCAGAAGCCGCGUUGGUCACUGUGACGUAUGAGCAUCACACGUCACAACGGUCAGCUGUCCGCAUUUUCGUCAUCGCCUUUAUCUGCGUCAUCACCAGCGUGGCCAUGAACGUCAGCUUGCCGGUGGUGGCUGCCACCAUGGAGAGUGUCGAGGGCAACGUCUUCACUGUCCUGCUCUACAGCGCCCUCUGGUUCCCUUUGGUCUUCGCUGUGCUGGCGCUUGCUGCUGAGGGUCGUACGCUAAAGAAGGUGACGGUAGACAAAAGCCUUUCUCUGGCGCCCACCUCGACAUGGCGAGUGUACUGCAUCAUGGGACUGACCAUGGGCCUCAACGGACUCAUUGUUGUUUUCGCCUCCCCUCCCAGUCGGACGGCGCCAUACCUGCAAGGCCUCCUGUCCACCAGUCUCAUCCCCUUCACGGUUCUUUCCAGAUUUCUUCUCUUGAGGAAAGGUAUCAGUCUUCGUCGUCUUGGAUGCACUAUCGCUGUCCUCAUCGGGAUUUUUAUCACCGUUGAGCCUCAGAUCUGGUCUCUUCCUGGAAGCGAUGACAAUUCUUCUUCUGGUGAAAGCAAAGUGGAUCGCAUCGUCUGGCCCAUCAUCUUCGCGGUCGGGUUCUUGCCUGCUGCUGUUAAUGUUGUUAUUUGCGAGCGGGAACUCCAGAAAACACAGGCGCAGUCUCUUAGCUUCAUGACCUGGUGCCAGGUGUUUCAGCUGUUCACACUUCUGCCCCUUUUCUGGAUGGACUUUAUUCCAUUCUUUGGAACGUCAAACUCGUUCGACGACUUCCGCCAUCACCUCCGUGGGUUCACGUGCAACUUCAGUUCCGCAGACGACUGUCGUGGCCUGGCCGCCAAGAACUGGCUGUUCAUUUUGUCCUACUGCCUCAGCAACCUCUUCCAGUUCUUCCUGAUUCAGCAGACAGAGGGCGCUGUCUUCACGGUUGUGGUGCAGUCGCUGGUCACGCCCAUGGCCUCACUCUUCUGGACGUUCUUCAAGCUGGACUCGUCCACGCUGGACCUCGUCUGGUCGCCGGACUUUACAGAGACCACUGUCUUCACUCUAGGAGGCCUGGCCAUCAUUGUGCCCGCUGUGAUACUGUACAAUGUCUUCGGCAGAAUGGACGCCAAGGCCGACGACAAGACCGAUAUUCAGAUGAACAAGCCUGAGGCAGUCAUCAGUACUAUCCAUGAUGAUCUUCAAUAACAAGCUUAAACGGGACAUCAACACUGACAUGAUUCUCCGUAAGUCAGGAGUCAACAAUAACACUACGAAAUUCAAAUCUUUCUCUGUCAUCUCUGUAAUUCUCACUCGGUUCUAUCAGUCCUUUAUUGAAAGUCUCGUCACUUUUUCUUUCAUCUCUUGGUUCCACAUCCUCUCCAUAGGGAACAGAAAUAGUUUUGUCUCCCUUGUUAAUAUCUGUUCCAAGAUCACAGGAACCAGGUAAAGGGACUUAGCAGUGAAGUAAUCAGCAAAUCCAUAGGAAGGCAUCCGUAUCCUUACUAUUCCCGAUCAUCUGUCGGCAUGUGAAUUUUCACUUCUGUGGUCUGUCUAUAAGUAUACGAUGCAUGUAUACAGAGCGAAUCAUCGUCGCAAUCCAUUUAUUCCACGUGAUAUUCACUUGAUGAAUUCUACUGGCCGUGAUCUUGUGUUAGCCUGUCACAAACUGUUCCUGGGUGUAUGUGUUAUAUAUAUAUAUACACAUAAUGUGUGCGAGAGAACUUAUUUACUGUAGUCAACAUGUAAAUAUGUAGGUACUUAAAUAGCUCGCAUAUAGCACUACCUGUGAUUGCCCUUGUGGACUAAUAAAGUUUAUUAUAUUUAAAGUUUCAACGUUUUAGAAUGUGUUUGGUGAUGAAAUGUGGUCUGAAGUG